Molecule: messenger RNA, 345 nt
Organism: Cornus florida
Lineage: Eukaryota; Viridiplantae; Streptophyta; Magnoliopsida; Cornales; Cornaceae
Exons: 2
Coding region: 1-345 (114 amino acids)
Source: RefSeq, a predicted model, not a curated record
AUGUUUCAGACAUCGGUAUUAGAGGUUGGAAAAAGUGGGAAGAGCUAUGGCAUGGCUCAGUGCACUAGAGAUUUGAGCAUAUUUGAAUGUGGGAAGUGCUUGAAUACUUCAUUGGUGAAUUCUGAAGACAACAUUAAAAGCAAUAGAGAGUGGGAGAUUUUUCAGAAGGGUUGUAGCAUGUGGUAUCAUGAUUACCAGUUCUAUAACAUCUCAACUACUGUUAGUGCUGGAGCUAGAAAGUCAGAGCAUGGAGUUGUGGCUAGAAAGUCAGAGCAUGGAGUUGUGGUUGGCAUACUUGCUUUCUUGAUGUUCACAUAUCUGGUGGUGCUCUACUCAUUCAACUAA